UGUUACCAAACAGAUGGUAAUCAGCCGUAUUCCAUCUCGAGUCAGGGUAGGGAGGGGGCCGACUUCUUCAACUCUCUGUGGAACUCUGGUCCCCAAAACCCUCACUCGCAAUGGCGAAUCUCUGUAUCUCAACCCUCAUCUUGCUCUCCCUCCUUCCGAUCGUUUGUCUCUCUUUCUCUACCGAAAGCCCUACCGAUCGGCGUAUUCUGGUACUGCUAGAUGACUUCGCCAUCAAGUCCUCGCACUCAAUCUUCUUCAAGUCUCUGCAGUCCCGCGGGUUCGAUCUCGAUUUCAAGCUCGCCGACGAUCGCCAGAUCGCUCUCCAGAGAUACGGCCAGUACUUGUACGAUGCGCUCAUUCUGUUCGCCCCGACGACCGAGCAACUUGGCGGAUCUCUGGAUUUGGCUGAUGUGUUGGAUUUCGUUGAUUCGGGACACGACUUGAUUCUCUCGGCUGAUGUCAAUGCUUCUGAUUUAAUCCGGAAUAUAGCCACCGAGUGUGGAGUUGAUUUUGAUGAGGAUCCAUCUGCUAUGGUUAUUGAUCACACUAGCUAUGCUCUUUCUGACACUGAAGGAGAUCAUACACUGAUUGCCUCUGAUGAUUUUAUUCAAUCCAAUGUGAUACUGGGAAGUACAAAAAUUGAGGCCCCUGUACUUUUCAAAGGGAUUGGACAUUCACUAAAUCCUGCCAAUAGCUUGGUUUUGAAAGUUCUUGGGGCCUCUCCUUCAGCAUAUUCUGCCAAUCCAAAUUCCAAAUUGUCAAAUCCUCCAUCCCUGACUGGAUCUGCUAUAUCACUAGUUUCAGUUGUACAGGCUAGGAAUAAUGCACGGAUAAUGGUCACUGGCUCUUUGGAUAUUUUCAGCAACCGGUUGUUUAAAUCAGGUGUGCAGAAGGCUGGGAACUCAAAUAAGCAUGAAAAAUCAGGUAACGAGCAGUUUGUGACUGAACUUAGCAAAUGGGUAUUCCACGAAAGGGGUCAUCUGAAGGCUAUUAAUGUUAGACAUCACAAAGCUGUUGAGACAGAUGAGCCUUCAAUGUACAGGAUUAAUGAUGACCUGGAAUACUCAGUUGAGAUUUAUGAGUGGUCUGGAACAAGUUGGGAACCAUAUGUGGCAGAUGACGUCCAAGUGCAGUUCUACAUGAUGAGCCCCUAUGUGUUAAAAACUCUAUCAACCAAUCAAAAGGGGCUGUACCAUACUUCGUUUAAGGUGCCAGAUGUCUAUGGAGUUUUCCAGUUCAAGGUUGAGUAUCAAAGACUUGGAUACACUAGCUUAUCUCUUGCAAAACAGAUUCCAGUUCGACCCUUCAGACACAACGAAUAUGAAAGAUUUAUAACAGCUGCUUUCCCUUACUAUGGGGCUUCAUUUUCUACGAUGGCAGGGUUUUUUAUCUUUAGCAUCGUAUACCUAUACAACAAGUGAGACCGUUUGGAGGUAACCUUUGAUGACGUAAAGAUAAUAGUUCCUAGACUUAUUUUAUUGUUAUUCUGUAAGCGAAAUUGAGGGAUCUAUCCAGUUUUCCCCUCCUCAAGAGGUAUUCUUAAGGAUAGAUGUUGUCAGGGCUAACCGUACCAAUUGUCGUCGGUAGUAUCUUUUAUAUAUACUGCUCAAAUUAUGGAAUGUUUUGACCAGUUGACAUGCAAUCUGGUCCUUGCUACAUGAAGCUCCGCCUUUGGGCAUUUAGGUGAAAUUACAUUAAUGGGCGUUUCUGAGAA
Diospyros lotus (date-plum) is the source of this 1714-nucleotide messenger RNA. Its product is annotated as dolichyl-diphosphooligosaccharide--protein glycosyltransferase 48 kDa subunit. Lineage: Eukaryota; Viridiplantae; Streptophyta; Magnoliopsida; Ericales; Ebenaceae. Gene Ontology annotation, cellular component: oligosaccharyltransferase complex; endoplasmic reticulum membrane. The transcript is spliced from 13 exons. The record is from RefSeq and is a predicted model, not a curated record. The coding region runs from base 111 to 1421 and encodes 436 amino acids.